This is a messenger RNA of Trichomonas vaginalis G3, 836 nucleotides long. RefSeq lists its product as uncharacterized. The transcript has a single exon. The annotation marks the transcript as partial. The record is from RefSeq and is a predicted model, not a curated record. NCBI's taxonomy places the organism in Eukaryota, Parabasalia, Trichomonadida, Trichomonadidae.
AUGAAGAUGUUAGAUGCUUGGGAUAUCUUAUUGUCAAAGUUAGAAGAUUUUUCAGUUCGAGGUAUAAAGUUCUAUACACCUUCUCCAAACUUCUAUUCUAUCUUCACUGGAUAUAAAUACGAACAAGUAGAAUGGAAAGAAAAUAUUAUAGAAGCUUGGUUAGACCAUGUCAAAGAAAUUAUAUGCAAUGGAAACGAAAGAGUCUAUGAGUAUAUCUUAUGUUGGUUUGCAAACAUCUUACAACAUCCAAGUGCUAAAAAUGAAACUGCUCUCAUUAUAAUUGGAAAACAAGGAACUGGUAAGAAUACUUUCUUUACAGAUAUUUUGUGCAAACUGUUAGAGGGCUAUUCGAACCCGAAUAUGACAAACUUAGAAAACAUCUGUGGCAAGUUUAACUCCUCAAUAGAGAAUAUGAAACUUAUAGUAUGUAACGAACUUCAAAGUAUAGAUACAACAAAAGUUUUGAACUCAGAUGCUUUGAAGAGUCUUAUAACAGACAAAGUUGGAGUUGUUGAAAGAAAAUAUAAAGACCAAAGAGUUUGUGAAAAUGUUGCAAACUUCAUUAUGGUUUCAAACAAUGCUGUUCCGAUGAAGUUAGAAAGUUCUGACAGAAGAUAUGUAGUUGUCAGAACGUCAGAAGCUCAUAUGCAAGAUACAGAAUAUUUUGACGACUUAGCAGAAACUUUGACAUCUGACUUUUACAACCACUUGUUCUCAUAUUUUAUGACAUUAGAUAUUUCAAAGUUCAAUCCAAGACAAAUUCCACAUACCGAAGAGAGACAAACAUUGUUAGAAGCAAACAAGAGUGUAUAUGAACUGUUCAUAGAUGAAACUGA